AUGUCUAACACAGCAUUAUACACAUCAAAUGAUUUUAUAUUGAUUUCUUUACCUCAAUCGGCACAGCCAUCUACCUCGAACAUCAAGGCUGACGAUUGGUUAAAUAGAGAACUAUUGGAAGGCAAAGUUUAUGUUUCUGAUUUUGAUAUCCCUGAAUUUCAAAUUGGUUCCUUAGACUCAUUGGUUGUUGAGAGUGAGGAAUUAUCUAAAAUUGAUAAUCAGUUAGAACAAUCAAUCACUAAAAUUGUUGAUAUUUUAGGUGGAUUAAGUGAAGCCAACUCUAAUAAUUACAAAACUUUACCCAUUAACAGUGUUCCAUUACCUGAAUAUUUAGAACAUUUCCACUGGAACACAAGAAAAUUUAAAUUAGAUAAAUCUAUUAAAACUCUAAUUAACGACAUUACGAACGAAUCUUUGCAAUUAGACUCAGAUGUUAAAGCCACCUCCAGUAACUAUAACAAUGCUAGACAACAGUUAGUUGCUGCCGACAGAAAAAAAACAGGUGAUUUAUCAGUCAGAUCUUUACAUGAUAUAGUUAAGCCAAGUGACUUUAUUCUUAAUUCUGAAUAUCUAACAACUAUUUUGGUCGCUGUUCCCAAAUCUUUGGAAAAAAAUUUUGUUAAUAGCUAUGAAACUUUAGCUGAUAAUGUGGUUCCCCGUUCCGCAAGUUGUUUGGCUACUGAUUCAGAAUAUUGUUUAUACAAUGUCCAUUUAUUUAAAAAAUCAGUCAAUAAGUUUUGUCAAGCAUGUCGAGAAAAUAAGUUUAUUCCACGUGAUUUCCAAUACUCUGAGGAGUUGAUCGAAAGUUUAAAGAAGGAACACGAUGAGGCUGCAAGUUUGGAAAAUUCAUUGCGUAUAGAGUUGGUUAGAUUGGCUAAAACCGCUUAUUCAGACAUUUUUAUGAAUUGGUUUCAUAUCAAAGCCUUGAGGGUCUAUGUGGAGAGUGUGUUACGUUAUGGGUUACCACCUCAGUUUAUAACUAAGAUUAUUGCAGUUCCACCUAAGUUAUUGAGCAAAUGUAAACAAGAGUUGACCAAAAAUUUUGGUUAUUUGGGUGGAAACGCUUUUGUUAAAGAUAAAAAGGGUAACAUUAAACAUAACGAUUCAUCCUUACAUGAAUAUGCUUCUUUGGUUGAUACAGAUUACCAACCAUUUGUUAUGUACACAAUCAAUCUAUAG
This is a messenger RNA of Saccharomycodes ludwigii, 1179 nucleotides long. RefSeq names its product H(+)-transporting V1 sector ATPase subunit C (gene VMA5). The record is from RefSeq and is a predicted model, not a curated record. Gene Ontology annotation, biological process: proton transmembrane transport. Gene Ontology annotation, molecular function: proton-transporting ATPase activity, rotational mechanism. Lineage: Eukaryota; Fungi; Ascomycota; Saccharomycetes; Saccharomycodales; Saccharomycodaceae. The transcript has a single exon. Bases 1 to 1179 code for a protein of 392 amino acids. Gene Ontology annotation, cellular component: vacuolar proton-transporting V-type ATPase, V1 domain.